This is a messenger RNA of Eublepharis macularius, 930 nucleotides long. RefSeq names its product olfactory receptor 5A2-like. Gene Ontology annotation, cellular component: membrane. Gene Ontology annotation, biological process: G protein-coupled receptor signaling pathway. Bases 13 to 930 code for a protein of 305 amino acids. NCBI's taxonomy places the organism in Eukaryota, Metazoa, Chordata, Lepidosauria, Squamata, Eublepharidae. Gene Ontology annotation, molecular function: G protein-coupled receptor activity; olfactory receptor activity. The record is from RefSeq and is a predicted model, not a curated record. The transcript has a single exon.
UGAAAAAAUACAAUGGAAAACCAGACCACUGUAGCUGAAUUUGUACUUUUGGGACUUUCAGAUGACAGAACAAUCCAAGUUUUCCUGUUCCUGGUAUUCUUACCUAUCUACCUAAUAACCCUGGUAGGGAAUAUGCUUAUCAUGUUGGUGAUAAGAAUUGAUCCUCAACUACAUACUCCAAUGUAUUUCUUCCUUAGUAACUUAUCCUUCCUUGACAUCUGCUAUUCCUCUGUCACUGUUCCCAAGAUGCUUGAGAACCUUCUUGCUACAAAGAAGACCAUUUCGCUCAGUGGCUGCGUUGUUCAGAUCUUUUUCUUUAUUUUCAUGGUUGGAACUGAGAUCUUCCUACUCUCAGCAAUGGCAUAUGACCGUUAUGCUGCCAUAUGCAACCCGUUGAGGUAUAGUAUCAUCAUUAGUCACCGUGUUUGUGUUCAGAUGGUGCUGGGUGCUUGGAUAUCUGGUUUCUUGGAUUCUCUGGUCAAUACUCUCUUUUUAAUUGACUUGCACUUUUGUGGUCCCAGCUACAUUAACCACUUCAGCUGUGAGUUGCCUUUGCUAUUGCAGCUCUCCUGCACUAGUACCUUUGCCAAUGAAAUGGUAAUUCUCACCUUCAGUAUGACAUUAGGGUUCGCCUCCCUCCUUCUCAUUGUAGCCUCCUAUGUUCGCAUCAUUGGCACCAUUCUCAAGAUCAGCUCUUCAGAAGGGAGGCAAAAGGCAUUCUCUACUUGUGCUUCCCACCUCUCAGUGGUCCUUCUGUUUUGUGGGACAGCUUUCAUUAGGUACAUGCGACCUGCCUCAGGUUAUUCAGACACUUUAGACAAGCUUGUGUCAAUUCAGUAUAGCAUCUUAACCCCAAUGUUAAACCCCAUCAUAUACAGCCUGAAAAACAAAGAGGUGAAAACAGCUGUAAGGAAACUAUUUAAAAAAUGA